UAGAUGAUAAAGAAAAUUAAAUUAGGGUGAACGUAAAAAAAAAAAAGCAGUUAUGAAACAUUAUUUUAGAAUUUGAAAUUUUCUUCUCAGAUCUACAUUUAUAUCUUCUCAUGGAACGGAAGCUUGUGGUUUUGGGAAUCCCGUGGGAUAUUGAUUCCGAUGGGCUUAAGGAUUACAUGUCAAAAUUUGGAGAUUUGGAGGAUUGUAUUGUCAUGAAGGAUCGAUCAACUGGAAGAUCUCGUGGAUUUGGAUAUGUCACUUUUGCUUCAGCUGAAGAUGCAAAGAAUGCUUUGAAAGGUGAACACUUUUUAGGGAACAGGAUCUUGGAAGUAAAAGUGGCUACACCAAAGGAAGAGAUGAGACAGCCUGCAAAAAAGGUGACGAGGAUCUUCGUUGCUCGAAUCCCUUCAUCAGUCUCUGAAUCAGAUUUCCGAAGCCAUUUUGAGAGGUAUGGGGAAAUAACCGACUUAUACAUGCCUAAGGACCACAACUCGAAGCAACACCGAGGAAUUGGAUUUAUAACAUUCUCUAGUGCUGAUUCAGUGGAGGAUCUGAUGGAGGACACUCAUGAUCUGGGAGGUACAACAGUUGCUGUUGAUCGGGCAACACCAAAAGAGGAUGAUCAUCCACCUAGGCCACCGCCAGUGGCUAGAAUGUCUCGCCCACCCGUGGCUGUUGCAGGUGGUGGAUUUGGAGCUCCAGGUGGUUAUGGAGCUUAUGAUGCUUACAUUUCUGCAGCUACAAGAUACGCAGCGCUUGGUGCUCCUACUUUGUAUGAUAAUCCUGCCAUGUUUUAUGGAAGAGGGGAACCAACCACAAGGGGAAUAGGAAACAAGAUCUUUGUUGGAAGGCUUCCUCAAGAAGCAUCUGUUGAUGAUCUUCGCGAGUAUUUUGGGAGAUUUGGCCGUAUUCAAGAUGCUUAUAUUCCAAAGGACCCAAAGAGAAGUGGACAUAGAGGUUUUGGAUUUGUUACCUUUGCUGAAAAUGGUGUUGCAGAUCGUGUAGCCCGAAGAUCUCAUGAAAUCUGUGGACAAGAGGUAGCAAUAGAUUCAGCAACACCUCUUGAUGAAGCUGGACCUAGCGCUAGCGGAAGUUCCGUGUUAAGUUCUUCUCGUCCUGAAUAUUUUGGUGGCUAUGGAGGUCCAAUGCGCACAUUUGGUCGAAUGUAUGGAGGCAUGAGCUUGGACGAUUGGGGAUAUGGAAUGCCAAACGCAAGACCAUCAAGAUCAGACUGGAGGUACCGGCCAUACUAAUGUACCAGACCAACAUUCCAUUAGCUUUGGCUUUGUCAGAUAGAUUUCAAAAUCCUCAGGAUCUAAUUUGUUGAAGCUUUUGUUUAUGUUUUACCUUGGAACCAGUGAACCUACUUUGUGAUGGUGUAUUAUGCAGACAAGUAAAAGUUUGAACAAAGA
This is a messenger RNA of Arabidopsis arenosa, 1412 nucleotides long. NCBI's taxonomy places the organism in Eukaryota, Viridiplantae, Streptophyta, Magnoliopsida, Brassicales, Brassicaceae. The record is from the annotation of a GenBank genome assembly.